Molecule: messenger RNA, 10102 nt
Organism: Acanthochromis polyacanthus (spiny chromis)
Lineage: Eukaryota; Metazoa; Chordata; Actinopteri; Pomacentridae
Gene: nsd1b
Product: nuclear receptor binding SET domain protein 1b
Exons: 25
Coding region: 771-8399 (2542 amino acids)
Biological process (GO): regulation of DNA-templated transcription
Cellular component (GO): nucleus; chromatin
Molecular function (GO): protein binding; histone H3K36 methyltransferase activity
Source: RefSeq, a predicted model, not a curated record
GAGGAGGGUUGCUUUUCUGCGGCCAUGUCGGUUGAACGCCGUUUCCCCACAUCGCCUCUCGCUGAAUGUGUGUGUGUUUGUACAUGUGUGUGUACAUGCGUUGUGUUACCGAGGGGGUAUUUUUAACACCUGAAAAAGCCCCCUGCUCGCCACCUUUAUCCACACUGACACAUCGGCUCCAAAUCAUCAAAAUCUGGACGCACAAAACCCUAAAAAAAACGCGCAGAGAUCUCGCAGCUGAUCACCGGCCGACACUCAGCUGCAGCUCUGCUCCGUGUUUUCUCCUCUUUAUGUGCAACUAAACCCGGUCGGCGGUUAAAGUGCAUUAAAAUGUUGUGUUUUCUUGCAAUCAGACGUGCGUUGGGCACACACACUCGUGCAGCAGAGGAUCAGUGUGCCUCAGUCUCCCCCCUGUCGUGGCAGAACCAGAAGAAGACAGUGACUUUGGGGAGGCAGAACAUGUACAGAGAAAAUGUUCCUGCUUUGAGGAAAGAAACCCUCCACAGCUGAGCAGAGGCUGGAGGACUCCAUUUUGAAGGGACCGGGUGAGCAGCAAAGAGAGAGAGAGAGAGAGAGAGACUGCACAGCAACUCGUCUCAGGGAAGGAAACCCAUCUGUUUUUUCCGGGUACCAGCAUUUCACUGCUCCUCAGACGUGCCAGUGGACAUUUUUGGGUGAAUUCUUGUCGUCCAGGCGCUGCCCCUCCACCUCUGUGCGUCUCGGAAAAGGGAGGAUGAUGCCAGUUGUUUGGCACAAGUUUGGCAUGUGACAUGUCAGUGGUGAUGGCAGCUUUGGGGAGGAAUCAUGCCAGCAUGAGUGGGCCUUACUCCGGCCCUGGCAGGGACCCCCAUCAGUCCAGCUGCCCUCUGACCCCUGGCCGUGACCUCUCCACCCCCUCCUCCAGAAGACAUGACCACAGGGUCGGGCUAACCAUGUCUGCAGCCUCCUCCCUCAAGCAUGCGUCCGUCUACGGGUUCACACAAAGGGACCACUCCUCCUCCUCGUCCUCCUCUUCGUCCUACAGCCCUCUCAGGAGGCUGCAGCAUCUCACCACCAUGGUGAGCCAGCCGGACCUGGUGCUGCCGGUGAGGGAGCCGGAGAGGAGCUGGGACUGGAGGUCGCACAGGAAGGACCGGGACUCCUGGGCGGAUCGCACUGGCAGGGAUUACUCUGGCAGCCAGAUUACAGGCCGAGAGGAGAGCUUCAGCGGCUCCUCUCCUGCACAGAAACCACCAGAGGUCCAAAGUGGAAGUAGAGACACACCUGCAGCCAGUUCAGAGAAAAAGACUGAAGGCUGCUUCUCAAACCCACCCAGUCCGGCCUUCUCUCUCGACAGCAACAGCCCCUUUGCCAACGGCUUGCUGCACUUUGAAUCCUCUUUGUUUGAGGACGACGAUGAAGAGCGAGGGACCGUGUCGCCCAUCAGAGCGGUGCAGAACCAACACGAAAGGCCGGGGAAUGUCCUCCAAUCCACACCUGGAGAUAACAGUGUGAACUCCAAGGAUGCUAACCCGUCUUCAGCCAAGGUUGUCACCCGUUCCCAGUCCUCAGGCCAACGCAGGAGAUACUGGGACGGCUCGGAGGACGAGUGGGAGAGCGGCAGCGAGCUGUUGCUGUUUGAAGAUAGCCUCUCAAGCCUUUCCGUGCAGCAGAACAGUGUCAAGAAAAAGUCGCUGCCGCCUGUGAAGUUUGUCGAGGGCGAAGUUGUUUGGGCAAAGUUCAACCGGAGACCUUGGUGGCCCUGCGAGGUGACUGUUGACCCCGUACAGGGAAGCUUCCACAGAGUGAAAGAGCCCAGCGACCGGCCCUGUCGGCUCUACCAUGUCAGGACCUUCGGGGAGCCCGUGGAGCUGGUCUGGGUGGAGGAAAAAUCAACUCACACUUUUCACGGAGGCUUUGAAUUUGAACAGCUCCACCUACAGCACCGGAGGGGGAAGCAAAGGGAGCAGAACAACAAAUGCACCAUUGCGAAGCGUUUUCAGGACUCAUGGAAAUCCAGUGUGGCAGAAGCUGAAGCUGUUCUCCGUGAGAGAACCAAAAUGGCUUCCUCCCUCUCUCUGUCAAUAGAUGACGGCUUCCACGACAGUUCGACACUGGAGAGAGAAAACAAGGCUCAUCCAACAUUUCCUCCUUCUAUUUCACCUGUUCCAGCACUUCCUGAAAAAUCGCACAUAACUAAUGGAUCCUUCUCAUCCCCAAUUACAACUCCAACAAAACCAAGCACUUUAAGGAAAUCUCCUGGCAAGAAGAAACAGAGUAAAUCAUCAAAAGACACGAGUAGUAAACACUCUAAAAAUACGCUGCAGAAUAGCCCUGACCAAUCAGAUAGAGACAAUGGAGAGUGUCCAUACUCUGACCUCGACUCUGUCCCGAAGAUUUUGUGUCCUAAAGCACUUGAACGUCACCCGAAGUUAGUUCCGACUGUCACAGUUGUCAAAGAGGUGAAGAAGCAGCCCGAGCUUCAGAGUGGGCUUUGGUUUAGCAAAUCAUGCAAAGACAGGCGACCCAAAACAACCAGUCCGAUGCCGGAUCGCACUCUGUUCGGCAAGGUGCCCUGCAAGAAAAAGAACUCAUCUGUUGUUAGUAAAAAGACGCUGGCUCCUUGUGGCUCUAGUUCGUCCGGUGGUGGCACCAGUGACCAGUCAGAGUUGUCAGACAAGCAUAAACCUCUAGUACCUGCUGAAAGCACUCUGCCGUCUGAACCGUCAGGACAUUUGAAGUGUAAAAACGCAGCGACUGCUAGUAGGUCUUUAGCUACAACUUGGAGUCCUGCUGACCAGAGAUCUAUACUCACUGUUGAGAGUGAGUGUUCAAAGAGUCAGCAACUAGCCAGUAAUUCAACUGAUACAGUUUCUGGCUCAUUGUCUGGUCAAUUAAGCAGCUCAGAUGUUAAAAAGGCCUCAGAGCCCACCGUGAAAGUCAGUGUCAGUGACCAGUCCAGGUGUUUGGAGAGCGUUAAGAGCGUCAACCGAACUGAGCCUUCUGACCUGCUGGACACUAAAAAGCUUCCGGUAACUGAACAAGAAAACGAAAGGAGCAAAACUCCAGCAUCCACUCUAAAAGCUGACACUACUGACUCUUUAGCCAGGCUAGAAAAGCAAAGAAGUCUGGUCUCUAAGUGCAGGCUGCCCUUUGUGAAAUUAAUACGCAAGGACAUCAAAGAUAAGAAGUUCCUGAACUCCAUGGUAACUUUACAUCCCACUGAACAACCCGGAUGCACAAAGAAAGAGAAAACACUAGACACUAAUGCAAUUACAACAUCCUCCAAACAGUUAGAGUGGAUGGAUGACAAGAAACUCACCUCCAUAGUCAGUUUACAAUCCAUAAAGGUUUCAGUUAAGAAGUUAAAGGCGAGUGGUGCGUCCGGUAUGCUUUGUCUGUCAUCAGAAUCAUCACACGGGGAUGAUGUUGUGGUUUCCAGUGUGUCCGUUGAUGAAUCAGGCGGCCGAGAAGCAGAGAAGAUCCCAAAUGUAAGUCCAAGCAGUGUGACUUACUCCUCCUGUAACCAGUCAGAUCGGUCAGAAGGUCAAAAGACUUCUGCCUCUGAUCUAACAAGCAACUCCUCUGAACAGCGAGGCACUCCAGAGCAAGAAAUUACAUCUGUCACAGCUUGUACUACAACUGUUCAGCCUUCUGAGCGGCAGGAGAGCUCAGUCUGUAGCAAUCCUCUGGUGCCCGAAGGCCCGUCUCCUGAGAAGUCCAAGAAGGUUGUCCACAAAUCAAAGCAGGUUUUAGUUGAAGUAAAUAAAGUCCUACAGGAACAACCUGCCCACCUCCCGGCCAGCAACCGGCUGAUGACCAGAGCGCUGAAGGCCAUGCACGAGGCGGAGCAGAAGAAGCGUGAAAAAUCUCGAAAGGGGGCCGAACAGAAAAAACUCUUGACUCCAUUCAGAAAGUCUGAGGACGUCUCAUGGAAUCCUGAGGCCAAAGCAGACUUUUGCACUAAAACAAAAUCUCUGAAGUCUCGAUAUAAAGACAAUGGUGAGUAUGAUCGGGACAGUUUGUCUAGCUGUAGCACCCCCACUUUGAUGCUUUCUGAUUCCAAUGACUUUGAUGUCAAGAGUGAAGAUGAAGACCUCUCGAUAUCUUCCACUCCACCCAUGGACUUCAUACCUCUUACUUCUAGAGUAAAGGCAGAGAAGAACGGUCAUUCCUCCUCUUCUUCACCAUCCUCACCGUUUUCUUUUAUGAACGCCUUCAAAAACGUGGAGGAGGUCUCCUUUCAGUCCCUAACAAAUGAAAGCGAUGGGAAACCAGUUUCUUUCAAGCCAAAUGCCAACUACAAGUUCAGCACUUUUCUGAUGAUGCUGAAGGACUUGCAUGACACUAGAGAGCGAGAGGGGGCGCCUUUAGAGCUGGAGAUUGGCCCACCAAGUGCACAUGUUAAAGAGGAACCCUUAGUGAUGCCGGGGGAGACUACACCCGCAGGACAAGAUCAACAAAUUAAAUAUGUUCACGGUAAUUCAGUUUCAAGUCUAAACAAAGCUAUUGUCACACACAGUAAAGACGGCUCAAUUCAGAUGUCCAAGAGGCCCUACAACAGAAGGGGAAGCUCCACCGGGGUGAGAAAGAAAUCCAACCGCAGAGUGCCUUGUCGUCCUGCCAGGUCUGGACCUGGUUUCCCAGGACUGGAUUCCCUGUCAGGAAUGAAAUCCUUGCCAGCAAUGGACUCUUCAUCAAGAGUGCAUUGCUCGUCCAGAGUGCUGGGGUUGCAGAGCAGCAGCUGGGAGGGGCAGGCUGGAGGUGGAGUGGUCAGGAUGGAGGAGGAGGAAAGGUGGAGCAGAGUAAAGGAGAAGCUCCAGAACAUGGUGCCUUUGGAGCAGAGGGAGUGUGAUGCUACGCUGGGUUUGCAGCCACCCAACGGCCUUGUUUCCAACUGCAUGAAGAGUAACUUGAUGUACAGCGCUGGGGGAGGCGACAAGACUACAGCACAUAAACGAAUAAGAAAGCCAAGCAAGAGGCUGAUUGAAUGGACUGAAGAAUACGACCAGAUUUUCUCCACGAGGAAGAAAACCAAAAAGCCUCUCCAGUCGAUUGGAAAGGCCUCUCAACCCGUUACCUCCGUGUCUGAGUCCUCGGGGUCGGACAAGAACGCACACGACCACCCAUCCUUGAAUUUACUUCCUGAAAUACAGACGCCGCCACCAGAGGAAAUCGUUGCGCCGACGCCAUCGGAGCUACACAUUCCCAGCACUGAAAACCCAAGUCCCCAAGAUGCACCUGUGCUCUCCAUCGACACGCUGACACCUCCACCUGAAGUAGAACCUUCGCUGUCAGAAGGCCUCGUCAAAGACAACGGAAGUGCUCCUGUACUGGAAAAGAAGCGUAAGAGGAAACCCACUCAGAAGAUCCUGGAGUACUGCCUGGAGGCUGAAGCAUCGACGGGCCCCAAGAAGAAGGUCAAAACACUGAAGAACAGUUCAAAUCCUGCUCCUCAAUCCGAUUCUGCCCCACCGUUGUUAAAAUCAAAGACUAAACCGCUCACAGCCUCCACUCCCACUACAGUCUCUGAGAUUUCCACCAAUCCGCCCACAAACACUGUCCAGGCCGAUCACAGCACUCCGGCUCCCUCCACCCAACCACCGGCUUCACCUGAACCCAACCAAGAGGAGACGACGCCAGCAGACGAUGACACUCCUCAACCAGACGACGGUAAAACUCAGGAGGUCAAGAAGGACGCAGCAGAGUCAGAGGGUGAACCGUCCAGCCUGGACCACAGCUUCUCCUCCAUGAAGGACGAGUUGUCGCUGUGUGACGAAACACUUUUACCCGCCAGGAAGAUCAUCGGCGACCGAGGAGGUCCUGCCUCCAUGAAGGAGAACAUCUGUCAGGUGUGUGAGAAGACAGGUGAGCUGCUGCUCUGUGAGGGUCAGUGUUGUGGAGCUUUCCAUCUGCCCUGCAUCUCUCUGGCCGAGGCGCCGAAGGGGAAGUUUGUCUGUCCGGAGUGUAAAUCAGGCGUCCACACCUGCUUUGUGUGUAAGAAGCGCAGCGAGGACGUACGACGCUGCAUGAUCCCCGUCUGUGGGAAGUUUUACCACGGAGAAUGCAUCGCCAACUACGCUCCGACUGCCCCGGUGAACCGAGGCUUCCGCUGCUCCAUCCACGUCUGCCUCACCUGCUUCAUCGCCAACCCCAACGGCUCCAACAUCUCUAAAGGUCGUCUGGUGCGGUGCGUUCGCUGCCCGGUAGCUUAUCAUGCCACAGACCUCUGCAUGGCCGCCGGCAGCGUCGUCCUCUCCAACAACAGCAUCGUCUGUCCCAACCAUUUCGCUCCUCGCCGCGGCGUCAAGAACCACGAACACGUCAACGUCAGCUGGUGCUUCGUCUGCACUGAAGGUGGCAGCCUGCUGUGCUGUGAAUCCUGUCCGGCUGCAUUUCACCGCGAGUGUCUGAACAUCGAGAUGCCUAAAGGCAGCUGGUACUGCAACGACUGCAAGGCCGGCAAGAAGCCUCGCUACAAAGACAUCCUCUGGGUGAAGGUCGGCCGCUACAGGUGGUGGCCGGCGGAGGUCAGCCAUCCCAAAACAAUCCCAGAAAACAUCCAGCGAAUGAGGCACGAUGUCGGGGAGUUCCCGGUUCAUUUCUUCGGCUCCAACGACUACCUGUGGACCUACCAGGCCAGAGUCUUCCCCUACAUGGAUGUGGACGCCAACAGCAAGGAGAAGAUGGGGAAAGGUGUCGAUGCAACGUACAAGAAAGCUCUGGAGGAGGCGGCUGUGAGGUUUCGUGAGCUGCAGGCAGAGAAGGAGCUUCGGCAGCUUCAAGAAGACCGAAAGAACGACAGGAAACCGCCUCCAUACAAACACAUUAAGGUGAAUCGACCAAUCGGAAAGGUUCAGAUCUUCACGGCCGACCUAUCGGAGAUCCCGCGCUGCAACUGCAAGGCGACGGAUGAGAGUCCGUGUGGGAUGGACUCUGAGUGCAUCAACCGGAUGCUGCUGUACGAAUGUCACCCGCAGGUUUGCCCGGCUGGUGAGCGCUGCCUCAACCAGGCGUUCACCAAGCGUCAGUACAGCCAGGUGGAGAUCUUCAGGACGCUGUCUCGAGGCUGGGGGCUCCGCUGUGUCCACGACAUCAAGAAGGGUCACUUUGUGAGCGAGUACGUUGGGGAGGUGAUCGACGAGGAGGAGUGCAGGUCGAGGAUCAGACAUGCUCAGGAGAAUGACAUCUGUAACUUCUACAUGUUAACUCUGGACAAGGACCGGAUCAUCGAUGCCGGGCCGAAGGGGAACGAGGCUCGUUUCAUGAACCACUGCUGUCAGCCCAACUGUGAGACCCAGAAGUGGACGGUGAGCGGAGACACCAGGGUGGGGCUGUUCGCUCUGGUCGACAUCUCUGCAGGCACAGAACUCACCUUCAACUACAACCUGGAGUGUUUGGGAAACGGGAAGACGGUCUGUAAAUGUGGAGCACCGAACUGCAGCGGCUUCCUGGGCGUCAGGCCAAAGAACAACCCUCCAUCUGACGACAAAGGCCGGAAGCUGAAGCGGAGAGGCCACGGCAAGAGGAAGAAGAAGGUGGUGCUGACCAAAGAAAGGGAGGACGAGUGUUUCAGCUGCGGAGACGGAGGACAGAUGGUUUCCUGUAAAAGACCCGGAUGUCCCAAAGUUUACCACGCAGACUGUCUGAACCUCACCAAGAGACCUGCAGGUCGGUGGGAGUGUCCAUGGCAUCAGUGCGAUAUCUGCGGUAAGGAGGCGGCGUCCUUCUGUGAGAUGUGCCCGAGCUCCUACUGCUCCCAGCACCGUGAGGGUCUGCUCUUCAUCUCCAAACUGGAUGGAAAGCUGUCCUGCAGCGAACACGACCCCUGUGGCCCGGAGCCGCUGGAGCCGGGGGAGAUCCGGGAGUACGCACCCGAAGCCAGAGCCCUCCCCUCGGGGCUGGGGAUGGCUGUCAUCCCCCCCACCGCCUCCAGCGCCACCAGCAGCCAGACUCCCGCCUCCAGGAGGACCCAGGAGGUCGGCUCCGGCGCCGGCACGAGUACUUCCGAGUCAUUUCCCGCCUUUUCCAUCCCGGUUCCCAUCACCAUCCCCGUCGCCGCUCCCGCCUCCUCGCCUCCGCCCAGCAGCUCUGACGCCCCCAGCAGCCCUCAUGUGUUCGACCUCCCGCACUACUCACCCAUCUCCUCGUACGAAGAGGAGAGGGACGUCUUGGAGGAGGACGAGGAGGAGCUGCUAGCCGAGGAAGACGAGGAAGAGGAGGAGGAGGAGGAGGAGGAGGAAGAAGAGCUGGUGGAAGAGGGCGAAGUAGGGAGGCAGAAAUCAGACACUCAACAAGAAGACGGAGAGGAGGAGGAGGAGGAGGAUGUGGGGCUGGAAUACCUGGAGCUUAAAGACGAAGAGGAGGACGAUGAUGAUGAUGAAGAGGAAGAGGAAGAAGAGGAGGAAGAGGAGGAGUGAUAUUUACAGUCACUGCAGAUGAACGAGUCGGUCACUGUCUUCAAAUCAUCAGCUGGAUUUCUGGAGAGGUUUAUAGGACAAAACAUAAAUAAACUGUGAGGUUUAUAAAUAAGUAAACAGCAUCAAUACUGUAUAGAUUUAUACAUGCAUAUAUACACACUGAUACAUAUUCAGCAGUGUCACCGUUUAUUUAUUCUUGUCCUAGUAAUCACUCCCUCAGCCUCAUGAAACCACACAUUUCACUUUGAUGCGCUUCUUUUCUCACUUCUGCUCCGUUUGUCCUUCAGGUGUCACAAAGUUCACCUGCAGGAGGUUCAGAACAGUCGUUUUAUGCUAGAAAAGACUCCAAGUGCAUCCUCUUUAGGACCAACAGAGUCACGGUGGUGCUCAGCCUCACACUUCUACUGGCUUCUGUUUCAAUCAAACCAUGUUUACAUCGCUGCAGUUGGAGGGCGACUGACUACAAAAAGUACCAGAAACGAUAUUUGUAUUUGUCUGUAAUUACACCGGUUGAGUUUGUUUAUGCUGAACGAAACACAAGCCUCCACUGGACUUCAGUACACAUUCAACGUCCAUCCAGGACCUGAAACACAGGAGUCGUUUCUUCCGUUAAAUCCAGUCUCUCCUCCCGUUUCCGUUGUCGGUCGGUGCUUCAGGAUCAGUGCAGAUAUGCUCGAGGAGCGGCUGCCUGGAGUAGCCUGAACCACACAAACUGACUCUUUGUUGAUCAAUCAUGCAGUUUUAAUGAAAUUAAUUUGUUUUUAAUAGAUAGGGAUAGACUUGAGUUGCGGCUGCUGCUUGGCAACUCACAGGAAAACUCUAGAUUUGAACAUUUCAUGCCAAAAAAGACCCCAGAGAGUUUAGUGUUGUACUAGUAGUGGUCGUCGUGUCAGGGUGGCAGUGAAAGCGUUUCUGCCACCGUAGGACAAUCUCAUAGGCUAGUUAGCAGCUCCACGAGUCAGUCUGUGUUCAGUUGGACUGCAGUUUCCACAGACGGACUCUCCUGAAGGUCACAUCCUCCGUUAUCUGACGUGGGGCGACACCAAAUGGACGCUCGGCCUCGGCCUGUGUGGCGGUCAGACGUAGCACUCCGUUGGCUCCAGCGUGUAUUCUGUGCUCUGUAGUCAUUAUUUAUAUGCUGUUCUGUGACGCACAAAUGGUCAGGAGGGAGGGCCGUGGCGUCGGCGCUGCCUCUCCUCACUCUUGACUUUCCACUGAGGGGGAAACUAAAAGUCUCUGAUGGGAAACAAGACGCUUGAAACGACGGACUCCUGCGAUGAUGCUUGCACUUCAGUAUGUGUUCUUGCCACGUGUGUUUCGCUCUGUCUUCAAGCUUAAUAUCGUCUGUGUGUUAUCUGCCAAUGCCUUAGAGUGUAUUUCUUUGGAGAUAUUUUUAAGGAAUGGUUUGGCGCCUGUGAAAGCCAAGUUUCCCUACUAAUGCCUUUUUACAGUCGCCCAAACGAGUAAUGUUUCAUUCCAGUGUAAUUAUGACCUCUAGGAUCUCAACCAUUGACCUGUUAAAACAACUGCUAUAUAAAUAUAUAAGAAGAAGAAGUUAUGAAUUAAGCACCUUGUAUGUGGUAUCUUCUUUUUUUUAAAUUUUAGUCUCACAUGAAGCUUGAUAGCUAAAAUUAAAACCACAAAGACAAUUUUAAAUCCUAUUAUGCGUCUUUAAAUGUAUAUAAUUAAAAGAAAUUACAUAA